AUGCGCGGUAUUGAAAUCCAGAAAUAUGUCAAGAGCCCUGCAGAGCUCCAGGUGACAGAGCUGCCUGACCCCGUGCCCAAAGACGACGAGUAUGUCAUCGAAGUGCACGCCGCGGCAGCCAAUUUCUUCGAUAUCCUGCAGGUUCAGGGACGCUACCAGAACCAGCCACCCUUCCCAUGGGUCGCCGGAGCCGAGUUCGCCGGCACCGUCGUGUCCACGCCGCGCAAGAGCCGGACCAAGCCGCGCUUCGCCGUGGGAUCGCGCGUCUUUGGUGCCGCGCAGGGCGCCUUUGCGACGAAGCUGUGCACCAAGGAGGUGGCGCUGCUGCCGGUGCCCGAGGGCUGGUCGUUCCGGGACGCCGCGGGCCUGUUUGUGACGGCGCCGACGAGCUACGGCGCGCUGGUGGUGAGGGCGGGAAUCAAGGCGGGUGAUGUCGUGCUGGUGCAUGCGGCGGCGGGAGGAGUUGGGCUUGCGGCUGUUCAGGUCGCCAAAGCCUUCGGCGCAACCGUCAUCGCCACCGCCUCCACCCCCCGCAAACUCGAAAUCGCCAAAUCCUUCGGCGCCGACCACGCAAUCUCCUACUCCGACCCAGACUGGCCCGCCAAAGUGAAAGCCCUGACCCCGAAAUCCCGCGGCGUCGACAUCGUCUACGACCCCGUCGGCCUCGUCGACAAGUCCACAAAGUGCACCGCCUGGAACGGCCGCAUCCUCGUCGUCGGCUUCGCUGCGGGUGCUAUUGAAAAGGUCGCCAUGAACAAGGUUUUGCUCAAGAACAUUUCGCUUGUGGGCAUUCAUUGGGGUGCUUAUUCGAUUCAUGAGAGGGAGACGAUUCCAAAGGUGUGGGAGGGGAUUAUGGGGUUGGUUAAGGAGGGGAAGAUUAGGGGCACGGAGUAUACGGAUGAGGAGUUUGUUGGGCUGGAUAGGGUCAAGGAUGCGCUCUUGGCGCUGGGGGGAAGAGGAACUUGGGGCAAGGUCGUCAUCAAGGUUCCUCAGGAGGGUAGCAGUCGGUUGUAA
This is a messenger RNA of Trichoderma breve, 1014 nucleotides long. Its product is annotated as zinc-binding dehydrogenase domain-containing protein. The record is from RefSeq and is a predicted model, not a curated record. Bases 1 to 1014 code for a protein of 337 amino acids. The transcript is spliced from 4 exons. NCBI's taxonomy places the organism in Eukaryota, Fungi, Ascomycota, Sordariomycetes, Hypocreales, Hypocreaceae. Gene Ontology annotation, cellular component: mitochondrion. Gene Ontology annotation, molecular function: zinc ion binding; oxidoreductase activity.